This is a messenger RNA of Tinamus guttatus (white-throated tinamou), 1189 nucleotides long. Lineage: Eukaryota; Metazoa; Chordata; Aves; Tinamiformes; Tinamidae. The record is from RefSeq and is a predicted model, not a curated record.
CUCUGUUUGCUUGGAGAACUUGAGAGAUUCCAGCAAAGACUCAAUGGAUAAGAUGAACCACCUGUACCAAGGGCUCACGGGGCUGCGAAACCUGGGCAACACGUGCUACAUGAACGCCGUCCUGCAGUGCCUCUGCAGCAUGUCACCCCUUGUGGAGUACUUCCUCUCGGGAAAGUAUGUAGCGGCCCUGUGCAAGGAGAAUGGCGAGUCUGCGACUGCCUUUGGCUAUCUGAUGUCUGACAUGUGGCUGGGGGAGUUUGACUGCGUUUCCCCGGAGGUUUUUCGUUCGGUCCUUGGGGAGCGGUACCCGGCGUUUACCAAGCAGACUCAGCAGGACGCGCAGGAGUUUCUGAUCUGUGUGCUCAAUGAACUCCAUGAGGCUCUCAAGAAGUCAAGCAGCAGAAGAUGCCAAGGAAGUGCAACUGGUGCAAGAGAAAACAGAGUGAUCGCCGGUGAGACAUCUAUUAUCACACAGCUAUUUGAGGGACAACUCAGUUACGAUAUUACAUGCCUGGAAUGCGAGACCACUACUGACAAACCCGAGAUCUUCACAGUUCUUUCUCUCCCCAUCCCCUCUGAGAGCGCGUGCUCUCUGCAGGACUGUCUCAGAUGCUUCUUUCAGCAAGACAAACUGACUUGGAACAACCAAAUCCUUUGUUCAUGGUGUGGGACAAAACAAGAUGCUGCAGUAAAGGCCAACUUAACCAAGGCACCAAAGAUAAUUAUUUUUCAUUUAAAGAGGUUUGACUGUCAAGGCAACUACAAAAAGAAACUUCUAACUGACAUUUGCUAUCCGCUGAGCAACUUGGACCUGUCUCCUUACAGGAGACCCUUCUGUUUUAACAAACCCUCUUGCUUGUUCCAGAACCACUUUGGCUUUCUGGACGGCGGCCACUACACGGCGUUCUGCAGGCACUCAGUCACCAAGAGCUGGUACAGCUUUGAUGAUGCGCAGAUCACGGCGAUCCCCAGCUCCUCCGUGCAGACUGCUGCAGCUUAUCUCCUCUUCUACACCUGCCAAGCCUUCUCUGCACCCACAAAAAGCCACUAGCAGUGAAAGACUGAACAGUGAGUAAGCCAGUGAUCCAAGUUCAUUGGUAGCAUUUACUCAGUCCUGUUUCAUCAAUAAACUACAGUAUUUGCAUUACUGGAUAAUCUGCUGUGGUCUUUUAGAAGGUAAUUUCUAUUG